Molecule: messenger RNA, 1628 nt
Organism: Stegodyphus dumicola
Lineage: Eukaryota; Metazoa; Arthropoda; Arachnida; Araneae; Eresidae
Product: acetyl-CoA acetyltransferase, mitochondrial-like
Biological process (GO): fatty acid beta-oxidation
Cellular component (GO): mitochondrion
Molecular function (GO): acetyl-CoA C-acetyltransferase activity
Source: RefSeq, a predicted model, not a curated record
UUAUUAUUUAAAUGCCGAAAACUGUAAGCAAAAUGCAACGUGGUGUUGCAAUAUCAAUUGAUGUAUAUGUUACGGUAAUUUUCCUGUCUAUGGAUGCUUCCUUGUAGCAGUCAUCUUAGCCGUACAUCUUUAAAUAAUACGUUCUCACUAAUGAUUUCAUACUAUGACUGUAAAUUGAAAUCAUGACUUUUUUCCUUUAACAUUAUGACGGAUAUUUAAAUGCUGAAACUGCAUUCUUGUGGCAUGAACUAAAAUAAAACUUUGCUUAGUAUUUACUUCCAUGGUUGUUUAGAUUAUAAACUUCUAGGCAGGAUGUCUCUUAAUGAUGUUGUGAUUAUUUCCAGUGCACGGACUCCUAUUGGAUCCUUUCGCGGUUCACUUUCAUCAUUAUCAGCUGUUCAGCUCGGCAGCAUAGCUAUCAAUGGAGCUAUUGAAAAUGCAGGAAUACAAAAAGAUGCUGUUCAAGAAGUUUUUAUGGGUUGUGUUUUACAAGCUAAUAUUGGACAAGCUCCAGCAAGACAAGCAAGUAUUGGUGCCGGUCUACCUGUUUCAACACCUUGUACAACUGUAAAUAAAGUCUGUGCUUCAGGCAUGAAAGCAGUUAUGCUAGGUGCACAGAGUUUAAUGCUUGGUCUUCAGGAUGUUAUUGUUGCUGGUGGAAUGGAAAGUAUGUCCAAUGCUCCUUAUUAUCUUCAAAGAGGAGAAACACCAUAUGGAGGAAUAGAAUUAAAAGAUGGAUUAGUAAUUGAUGGCCUAACAGAUGCACAUGGUAAUGGACAUAUGGGUAAGUGUGCUGAAGGUAUAGCAAGAAAAUUUGACUUUUCCAGAGAAGAUCAAGAUGAGUAUGCAAUAAGUAGUUACAAGAGAGCAAUUGCUGCAGAAGAAUUAGGUAUUUUUGAAGAGGAGAUUGUGCCUGUAACUGUGCCAGGAAAGAGAGGGAAACCAGAUAUAAUUAUUAAUACAGAUGAAGAACUGAAGCGAGUGAACUUUGAAAAAAUACCUUCUCUUAAACCUGUUUUCUGUAAUGAUGGCACAAUUACAGCAGCUAAUGCUAGCUCUUUAAGUGAUGGUGCAGCAGCUUGUGUAUUGACAACCAGUGCUUAUGCAGAGUCAAUGAAUAUAAAACCAAUAGCUAAAGUAUUAGCAUUUGCAGAUGCAGCUGUUGAUCCUCAAGAUUUUCCCAUAGCUCCAGCUUAUGCAAUACCAAAAAUUUUAGAAAGAGCCAAUGUUCAGAAAGAUGACAUUGCAUUGUGGGAAAUCAAUGAAGCUUUUAGUGUAGCUGGACUUGCUAAUAUAAAAAUGCUGAAUUUAAAUCAAGAAAAGGUUAACAUUCAUGGUGGAGCAGUUAGUUUAGGACAUCCUUUAGGAAUGUCUGGAGCUCGUAUAAUAUUUCAUCUUUUACAUUCUCUGUCAUCAACACAAAAAGGCAUAGCUGCAGUCUGUAAUGGUGGGGGAGGUGCCUCAGCUAUAUUGAUAGAAAAGCUUUGAUUAUUUUCAUCUGUGCUUGGUUAUUACUGUUAAAAGUUAUCUGCUUUUUGCAUAUAGUAUGUAGCAGCAAGCAUGUUAUUUUCAUAUGUAAAUUCAUUUAAAAUAAAAUAUUUAUAUUUUAUAAAUGGGUGGUUUCCAAA